GGUUAUCGUCGCAGUUCUUUGUUCCAAAAAAGGUGGCUAGACUCUUUGAUCAAAAAAUCUCAUUUUGCAUUAUCAGAAGUCUAGGCCUGACACUGAAUUACUCGUACUUUUUGCGUUUCUUCUUCUUUCUUUGCAUGCGUGUGAUCAAAAACACAUUCUUCAAGGCACAUUUCUUAUUCUUUUUAUUCCAAAACAUUAUUGAGCUCAUUGAACUGCUUCCCAAGCACUAGCUGAAGGAUACCUUUAUUUUUUUGACAGCAAGGAUACCGUACACCGUCGGUCUUUUUGGUUUACGCAACUAUUCUUCGAUUUUCUGACUUCUUUUUUUCUUUUCUUUUUUAGCUCUCGCCCAUUAGCACCAUGUUUACGGAUUCGUUGUUGCUGUCUCUUGCGCAACGCAUCGAUUCGCAAUACGCCCUGCGACAUGACCCCAAGAUUAAGCCGCUAGCGUAUGGAACUGCAGGCUUCCGCACUACUGGGGAGCUCUUGCCACCGGUCGCUGCGCGCGUGAUCACAAUUGCCAUUUUGCGAGCAUGGUUCUGCGGUGCGCGUCAAGCUCCUGAAAGGCAGUGUGCGACGUGCUCUGUCGGGUUCAUGAUAACCGCGUCUCACAAUCGAGCAUUCGACAACGGCUUUAAAAUCAUUGAUACAAACGGCGGAAUGCUUGCCGCGUCGUGGGAGCAUUGGUGCACUGAAGCUGCGAACGCUGUCACCGGUGCUGAGCUUGUAAGUGUUAUCAAAAAAUGCGUUGGAACGGAAGAGAUAAAGCACGUGUCUGAGUUUAAAAGUCCAUGUGGUGUUGUUUUGAUCGGUCGAGACACAAGAGAGACCGGCGCAACCAUUGAGGCUGCAGCUGCUGACAUUUUGAGCAUCGUGCUGCAGAUCCCUUUUACAGCAUAUGGCGUAUUGACGACUCCGCAAUUACACUAUAUGGUGGAAAGAGCAAACGAAUCCGACGCAGUUGCGGAUCACAUCAAGUUGGAUGCAUACCAUGAGCAAAUUCUCUCCAGCUUCGAAGAACUCUUAACGUAUACGAAUAAAGAAAACGUGAAGGGCUCGCUUUCACCGCAGUCUGUGGUUGUCGAUUGCGCAAAUGGUGUGGGCGCUCUUGGAAUGCAACGUCUUCUUUCCUAUUCCCGCUCUCGCGCGAAGGGGGACAUAUUAUCGGAAGUGUUCUCGUUGGAGCUGGUAAACGACAUUGUGGAAAACCCAGCCCUGCUCAACGAAAACUGCGGUGCCGACUACGCAAAGCUACAUGCAAGACCUUCUGAGAGCAUGCGGAAGUGGCCGCUUUCAGGCAGUGCUAUCGUCGACUCAGCAAAGACGCAUUUUUACUGCUUGGACGGCGAUUCUGACCGACUCGUGGCAUUCUUUUACAACAAUCGCAGUAACAACGACUGGGUUCUGCUUGACGGCGAUCGCAUUGCAAUCUUGUACGCCAUGUUGCUGCACAAAUGGCUUGGUGAAAAGCAUAUGAGGGAGCUUGACGUCGGAGUGGUGCAAACUGCUUACGCAAAUGGCGCCUCAACGGACUUUCUUAAGUCAAAGCUGCGUAUGCCUGUUUACAUUGCUGCAACGGGAGUCAAAAAUUUGCAUCCUGUUGCCCAUGCUCGGGAUAUUGGUGUGUAUUUCGAGGCAAAUGGUCACGGAACCAUGCUUCUUUCCGACAAGUUGGUCAAGGGCGGCUGUGCUGCACAUUCAGAAAACCUCAUGUCUUUGAUGAACAAUCUUCGAGGCUUGUUGUCGCAGGUUUGCGGAGAUGCUAUCGGCGACUUGCUUAUGUGUGAGGUGGCUCUGCAGGCGUUGGACAUGAGUUUUGAGGACUGGGCAGCAUUGUAUGCGGACCGUCCAUGUAACAACUGA
Molecule: messenger RNA, 1863 nt
Organism: Leptomonas pyrrhocoris
Lineage: Eukaryota; Euglenozoa; Kinetoplastea; Trypanosomatida; Trypanosomatidae
Product: putative phosphoacetylglucosamine mutase-like protein
Exons: 1
Coding region: 361-1863 (500 amino acids)
Biological process (GO): UDP-N-acetylglucosamine biosynthetic process; carbohydrate metabolic process
Molecular function (GO): phosphoacetylglucosamine mutase activity
Source: RefSeq, a predicted model, not a curated record